Messenger RNA from Nerophis ophidion (straightnose pipefish), 2227 nucleotides. RefSeq names its product oocyte zinc finger protein XlCOF20-like. Bases 333 to 1544 code for a protein of 403 amino acids. Gene Ontology annotation, biological process: regulation of transcription by RNA polymerase II. The record is from RefSeq and is a predicted model, not a curated record. Gene Ontology annotation, molecular function: DNA-binding transcription factor activity; RNA polymerase II cis-regulatory region sequence-specific DNA binding. The transcript has 2 exons. NCBI's taxonomy places the organism in Eukaryota, Metazoa, Chordata, Actinopteri, Syngnathiformes, Syngnathidae.
CGUCAGGUACGCGCAUGCGUAGACCCAUCGGUUGAUAACGCAAGAUGGCGUCUGACGGAGAAGGCCUAAAGGCAGGCAUUAUAUUUCUGUAUUCUUACAUAUAUGUUGUUUCAUAGAGUACACACGGUUAAUAAUUGUUUGUAGCCGGAUACAUUAGUCUGAGCGCACUUGGACACUUCUCCUGUUUGAUAGCUUCACUUAAGGUAGCUUGCAGCUAGUUUAGCUGGCUAGUUAGCUUAGCUUGUUAGCUGCUAACAAAGAGAGGCGGAAGUUAUUUAAACAUCGCUAAGUAGGGAACAAAUGUGAGUGUAAAGUGUUGUGAUUGUGGGAAAAUGUGCGAAAGAACCAUAGCAAAGUACGAGGAGGAACUUUGUCCAAGAAAAGAGGAGAAGGAGCGACAACAUCAACUACUGGAUGUUUAUUAUAAGAAACAUCAUCAAGUUGUGUUACACAGAACAGACGUCUGCGAAAAAUAUCAUCCAGCCGAGCAGCAGGAGGGGUCCUCCAGUAUAGAGCAGAAGAGGUCACAGCACCUCCACGUGAAAGAAGAGGAGCCACAGCCCCCUCCCUUUAAAGAUGAAGAAAAACAGCGGCUGUCCCUCCAAGACAAGAGAGACCUCAUCAGUGUGAAGAGUGAAGAUGAUGAGGUCAAAGGUGAAAGUGAGGAGAGGGGAGGGGGGGAGCCUCCAAGCAGCAGCUCAACACAACACAUGACAACAGAAGCUGAUGGAGACCACUGUGGAGGAUCACAAGCAGACAAGCUCUUAGCUCCACUAUCAGAUAGUGAGGACACAACCUCACACUCUCCUGACACUGAUGAUGAAGACUCUAAAGAUGAUAAGACAUGUCACACUGACAACACUCGCUUCACAUGUUCUCUCUGUGACAAAAAAUUUCGUUACCGUUCUUAUCUGAAAAGACACAUGAGAACACACACUGGAGAGAAACCUUUUUCCUGCUCAGAAUGUGGUAGAGAUUUUAGACUGAAGCACAUGCUGAAUGAACACCUGAGAAUACAUACUGGAGAAAAACCUUUUUCAUGUUCAAUCUGCGGUAAAGAUUUUAAUCAAAGGCACCAUUUCACAGCACACAUGAGAAUACACUCUGGAGAAAAACCUUUUUCAUGUUCAAUCUGCGGUAAAGAUUUUACUCAAAUAUCCCAUUUCAAAACACACAUGAGAAUACACACGGGAGAAAAACCUUUUUCCUGCUCAGAAUGUGGUAAAAGCUUUGUAAUAAAUCAAAGUUUGGAAGUACACAUGAGAACACACACUGGAGAAAAACCUUUUAUAUGUUCAGUAUGUGGUAAAAGUUAUAUAGAAGGAAACCAAUUGAAAUUACACAUGAGAAUGCACUCUGGUGAAAAACCAUACUCCUGUUCAAGCUGCCACAAAAGCUUUCGUCACCCAAAAUCUGUUACAGCUCACAUGAGAAGACACACAGGAGAGAAAGUGUUGAGUUGCAGUGUGUGUGGUGAAAGAUUCUCUUAUAAGUACCAGUGUAAGAAACACAAGUGUGCUGGUGAGAACAGCAGCAGCAAAUGAAACUGCAGGAUUUGAAAUAACCUGUCAAGACUUUCUAACAUCAGCACAUAAAACAUGUGUGACAUCAUUGUUGUGUGUGUAACACAAUCUUGUUAUUAUGAUUCCAACAUUAAUCGAUUAGACACUUCAGAUUAGUGCUUUUAUUUCAGUGAAGUACAUGAGUUAAUAUACACAUUUGUGUACUUUAAAAUGAACAGAACAAUUUGACUGAAAGGGUGAGAAUAAACAGUACAUUAAAUAUGUUAAAUACAAUUUGUAUGUUUUUGAAAUAAUGAAGUGUUACAUAUUUUAUUUUCUAAUUGUAGAUAAUUCCAUUGAUGAACUCCUUUAUAUUCCAUCCAUCCAUUUUCUACCCCUUGUCCUUGUUUUACAUGUGUUCAUACCUUUGCUUAGUUCAUAUUUACUGGUUCACAUCUGAAACAUCUUCUGGACCACUUCUGGAAGCAUAUUAAUAUUUACUUUAUACAUCAUUUGAGCAGUUGCAUUUAUAAAAGAUCAUUUACUUACAAAAUGUGUGACUUUAUGAAUCAUUUGUUGGUUGUCAAUAAUCCAUUCUAUUAAUCAUCUUUAUUACUUUCUUGUGUAAUAUGAAUAUUGUGGUGUGAUUGUUUUAUAUGUAUGUCCCCAGACCUUUACGCAAUAAACAAUGUAGGCUUCAACUGAAGUUGGCUACAAUAAUUGUA